AAGACGCUUCAGCUUCAGCUUCAGCCAUCACUAUGCUGUACUUAGGACUGAGCUGUUUGCUGCUUCAUGUGUUUGUGGUGUUUGGGACCGAGCUCACGUUUGAGCUCCCUGACAACGAUAAACAGUGUUUCUACGAGGAACUAGAGAAAGACGUGAAGUUUGACAUAGACUUCCAAGUGAUUUCAGGAGGGAACUAUGAUGUGGACUGUUUUGUCACAGAUCCUCAAAACAACGUGUUAUAUAACGAGAAAAAGAAGCAGUAUGACAGCUUCUCUCACACCACAGCUAUGAAGGGAAUCUACAAAGUCUGCUUUAGCAAUGAAUUCUCCACUUUUACACACAAAAUUGUGUACCUGGAGUUCCGACAUGGUGAUGAGGAUCCUCUCCUGCCGGGCAUGACAAGAACCACAGCGCUGACUCAGCUGGAGUCGACAUGCGUCUCCAUUCAUGAGAUCCUGAAGGUGGUGGCUGAUUCCCAGACGUGGUACAGGCUACGAGAGGCACAUGACCGCACUAAGGCAGAGCACCUCUUAGAGCGGGUCACCUUCUGGUCAGUUGGAGAAACUGUCCUGCUGUUUGUCAUCGGCAUCGGUCAAGUCAUGUUGCUUAGGAGCUUCUUCACCGAUAAGAAAGGCUCUGUGGCAGCGAUGACUUGAAGGCAGUAGAAGCCUGAUGUGAACGCAGCAGUGCAUCUGGAGAUUAGCACACAUCUUGUAGUAUUUUCAGUGAACCCUUUGUUAAAGGGAUAUUUCAUGUAAUUGUCUUAUUUCUUCUAGCUUAUUCAGUGUGAAUACUAUUUUUGUUUUGUUCUUGACAUAUAUAAAUAUGAAAAGAAACACCACUCAUCAUACUUUUUGUUGAAAAUGAUAUUGACAUUGUUAAAUCUUACACAGAUUAUUUAUUUUAUUUUUUAUAGAGGUCUGAUAAAGCAGUUUCAGUUACAUCUACAGUGUCUGUUCAUGACCCAGAUUGCCUUAGGACUGGAUUUUCCUCUUGAUGCCCAGCAUUUACAGUGAAAGCUGUGGCAAGCAAGCAGAAACCAAAGAACUGGUGUUUGUGAUUGUUAGUUUUAUGUGUUUUAUAGUGUUUAGUUUGAUAUUAGAAUCUUAAUUUAUGUGCUAUAGUUUUUCCCAUCCAGGCAGGGUUUUUCUCUCCCAUCAAAAA
Molecule: messenger RNA, 1164 nt
Organism: Scomber japonicus (chub mackerel)
Lineage: Eukaryota; Metazoa; Chordata; Actinopteri; Scombriformes; Scombridae
Gene: tmed3
Product: transmembrane p24 trafficking protein 3
Exons: 3
Coding region: 33-656 (207 amino acids)
Biological process (GO): intracellular protein transport; endoplasmic reticulum to Golgi vesicle-mediated transport; Golgi organization
Cellular component (GO): endoplasmic reticulum-Golgi intermediate compartment; COPII-coated ER to Golgi transport vesicle; COPI vesicle coat
Source: RefSeq, a predicted model, not a curated record